AGGUUGCAGUGAGCCGAGAUCGCGCCACUGCACUCGAGCCUGACCAAAGAGCGAGACUCUGUCUCAUAAAAAAAAAAAGUUUAUUUUGCCAAGGUUGAGGACACAUGCCCGUGACACAGCCUCAGGAAGUCCUGACGACAUGUGCCCAUGGUGGUUGGGGUACAGGUUGGUUUUAUACAUUUUAGGGGGACAUGAGACAUCAGUGAAUAUAUGUAAGAAGUACAUUGCUUCCGACCAGAAAGGCGGGAACAACUCGAAGCAGGGAGGGGACUUCCAGGUCACAGGUAGACAGGUAGAGAGACAAAUAGUUGGAUUCUUUUUAAUUUCUGAUAAGUCCUUCCAAAGGAGGCAAUCAGAAUAGGCAUCUAUCUCAGUGAGGAGAGGGAAGACUUUGAAUAGAAUGGGAGGCAAGUUUGCCCUGAGCAGUUCCCAGAUUGACUUUUCCCUUUAGCUUAGUAAUUUUGAGGCCACAAGAUUUUCCUUUCACAGAUUCUAUCAGCAGGAGAGUUGUUUUCUAUAGGAAUCACAGAGAUUCAGCUUUGCACUCCUGCUGUAGGGGAGCACAUCCCUAACUUCCUUCAUUUGCCUUAGGCACUCUAACGCUUCUGAGGGCCUUCGGACACAUUAUAACACAACAACGCUUAUCAGCCUCUGCUUCCACUGCAGGUAUUUUGCGACUGAACGACUGUUUCGAACGGUGUGGUAAUUUGGAUUUUUAGCCUUUGGGAGAAUCCUAAAUAAUAGUUUUAGCUUGAGCUCCCUAUUAUUUACCUUGAGCUCCCCGAAAUCUGAAACAGUAUUUUUCCAGAUUCUUGAGUGAUUAGUUACAGACACUAGUCUCCAGGAAUCUCAAUACGGCUUCUAAGGCUAGGUGAGACCCCUCCUCUGCCCUAGAAAGGCGCCUUUUUUUUUUUUUUUUUCUUUUUUUUUUUUUUUUUUGAGACAGAGUCUUGCUCUGUCGCCCAGGCUGGAGUGCAGUGGCGCGAUCCCAGCUCACGGCAAGGAGGUUCACGCCAUUCUUCUCCAGCGUCAGCCUCCGGAGUAGCUGUGACUAUAGGCGCCCGCCACCACGCCCAGCUAACUUUUUUUUUGAAUUUUUAGUAGACACGGGGUUUCACCGUGUUAGCCAGGAUGGUCUCCAUCUCCUGACCUCGUGAUCCGCCCACCUCCGCCUCCCAAAGUGCUGAGAUUACAGGCUUGAGCCACUGCGCCCGGCCAGAAGGGUGCGCUUUUUAAGGAGAGCCCCUGACCUGAUGGCGGGCUUUUCCUGCAGACGGACUCUGGGUAUCACCCUCUUUAGCGCCGUGGAAAGUGGGGAACUACAUUACCCAGAAAGCUCUGCGUUAAACGACAGCCGGUCAGAGCCAAUGAGCACUCGGAAAGAAGGCAUUUCCACGUGUGCACGUAACGUAAGGCCGAGACUUCCGGGGUCUCUAGUAGCGGCUGUGUAUCGGUGACGCGGGUGUUUCCCCAGUUUGUGGCCCCUGAGUGCUGGGUGGGACCGCGGUGACUGAACCUAGAAGGUGGAGAGGAAUCGUCCUCGGUGCCCAGAGGCGGCUCUGCAGCCCCGUGACGGCGACCACUGCUCCCGGGCCGUGCUUCCCCAAGUAGUCCGAUGGCAGCGGCUGCGCCGAGGCGCCCGACUCAGGGCACAGUGACUUUUGAAGACGUGGCUGUGAACUUUACCUGGGAGGAAUGGAAUCUCCUUAGUGAGGCUCAGAGAUGCCUGUACCGUGAUGUGACGCUGGAGAACCUGGCACUUAUAUCCUCCCUGGGUUGUUGGUGUGGAGUGGAAGAUGAGGCGGCACCUUCUAAGCAGAGUAUUUAUAUACAAAGAGAGACUCAGGUCAGGACUCCUAUGGCAGGUGUGUCUCCCAAGAAGGCCCACCCCUGUGAGAUGUGUGGCCCGAUCUUGGGAGACAUUUUGCAUGUGGCAGAUCAUCAGGGAACACAUCACAAGCAGAAACUGCACAGGUGUGAGGCCUGGGGGAAUAAAUUGUAUGACAGUGGAAACUUUCAUCAGCACCAGAAUGAGCACAUUGGAGAGAAACCCUACAGAGGGAGUGUUGAGCAGGCGUUGUUUGUGAAGAGGUGUAAGUUGCAUGUGUCAGGGGAGUCAUCUGUCUUCAGUGAGAGUGGGAAGGACUUUUUGCCCAGGUCAGGAUUACUCCAGCAGGAGGCCAGUGACACUGGGGAGAAGUCAAACAGCAAAACUGAGUGUGUGUCUCCCUUUCAGUGUGGGGGAGCUCACUAUAGCUGUGGAGAAUCCAUGAAACAUUUUAGCACCAAACAUAUACUCAGUCAGCACCAGAGACUGCUCACUAGAGAAGAGUGUUAUGUGUGCUGUGAAUGUGGGAAGUCCUUUAGCAAAUAUGCUAGCUUCAGUAGUCAUCAGAGAGUUCACACUGAAAAAAAACAUGAAUGUGGAGAAUGUGGGAAAUCCUUUAGCAAAUAUGUUAGCUUCAGUAAUCAUCAGAGAGUUCACACUGAAAAAAAACAUUAUGAAUGUGGAGAAUGUGGGAAAUCCUUUAGCAAAUAUGUUAGCUUCAGUAAUCAUCAGAGAGUUCACACUGGGAAAAGACCUUAUGAAUGUGGAGAAUGUGGGAAAUCAUUUAGCAAAUAUGCUAGCUUGAGUAAUCAUCAGAGAGUUCACACUGACAAAAAACAUUGUGAAUGUGGAGAAUGUGGGAAAUCCUUUAGUCAAAAGAGCAGCCUCAUUCAACAUCAGCGAUUUCACACUGGAGAAAAACCGUAUGGGUGUGAAGAAUGUGGGAAAUCUUUUAGUUCAGAAGGACAUCUUAGGAGCCAUCAACGAGCUCACGCUGGAGAAAGACCUUUCAAGUGUGGAGAAUGUGGGAAAUCUUUCAGUCAUAAGCGCAGCCUUGUUCACCAUCAGCGAGUUCACAGUGGAGAAAGACCUUAUCAGUGUGGAGAAUGUGGGAAAUCUUUCAGUCAAAAGGGCAACCUCGUUCUACACCAGCGAGUUCACACUGGAGCAAGACCUUAUGAGUGUGGAGAAUGUGGGAAAUCAUUUAGUUCAAAAGGACAUCUUAGGAACCAUCAGCAAAUUCACACUGGGGACAGACUUUAUGAGUGUGGAGAGUGUGGGAAAUCUUUUAGUCAUAAGGGCACCCUCAUUCUACAUCAGCGAGUUCACCCUAGAGAAAGAUCUUAUGGGUGUGGAGAAUGUGGGAAAUCUUUUAGUUCAAUCGGGCACCUUAGGAGCCAUCAGCGCGUUCAUACUGGAGAGAGGCCUUAUGAGUGUGGAGAAUGUGGGAAAUCUUUUAGUCAUAAGCGCAGCCUUGUUCACCAUCAGCGCAUGCACACUGGAGAAAGACCUUACAAGUGUGGAGACUGUGGGAAAUCUUUUAAUGAAAAAGGACACCUUAGGAAUCAUCAGCGAGUUCACACUACAGAAAGACCUUUUAAGUGUGGGGAAUGUGGGAAAUGUUUUAGUCACAAGGGUAACCUCAUUCUACACCAGCAUGGCCAUACUGGAGAAAGACCUUAUGUGUGUAGGGAAUGUGGAAAAUUAUUUAAGAAGAAGUCUCACCUCCUUGUACACCAGAGAAUUCACAAUGGAGAAAAGCCAUAUGCUUGUGAAGCUUGUCAGAAAUUUUUUAGAAACAAGUACCAACUCAUUGCACAUCAGAGAGUUCACACUGGAGAAAGGCCUUAUGAAUGCAAUGAUUGUGGAAAAUCAUUUACCCACAGCUCUACAUUCUGUGUUCAUAAGCGAAUUCACACUGGAGAAAAGCCUUAUGAGUGCAGUGAAUGUGGAAAAUCUUUUGCUGAAAGCUCCAGUUUCACAAAACACAAAAGAGUUCACACUGGAGAAAAGCCUUAUGAGUGCAGUGAAUGUGGAAAAUCUUUUGCUGAAAGCUCCAGUCUCACUAAACACAAGAGAGUUCACACUGGAGAAAAGCCUUAUAAAUGUGAGAAAUGUGGGAAAUUAUUUAACAAGAAGUCUCACCUCCUUGUACACCAGAGUUCACACUGGAGAAAAGCCAUAUGAGUGUGAGGAUUGUCAGAAAGUUUUUAGCAAGAAGGACCACCUCAUUGCACACCAGAGAGUUCACACUGGAGAAAGGUCUUGUGAUUGCAGCAAAUGUGGAAAAAAAGUUACCUGAAGGUCUUUUCUCCUUGAAUAUCAGAGAGUUCACACUAGACAAAUAAAAUACAUUUGGGCAAUUUUGUAGCCACACCUCUUUGCUCCUUCAAGAUCAGAGUUAGCACUGGAUCAGGGCCUUACCAGUGUGACAUGUGAGAUAUUUAUGUAGAAAUCUAGCUUCAUAACACACAGGAGACUUCCCACUGCAGAAAUGCCUUUUGAAUGUAAUGAAUGCAAGAAAGCCUUCAGCCUUUUUAUUGGAGCCUCAAACAUUGACAUGAGAAAAACACCAUAGAUGUAUAUGGAAUGUUAUUUCUUUUUCAGUGUAACCCUUUGAGAGUGCCACCUACCUAGAUUGAAUGUCAUUCAUUGAGCAUCUGCAAAAGUUCCAAGCGUGUGGCAGCUACAGUGCAUUUUUCACUAUACCCAGGUACCUUGCUAGAUUUUUUUUGAGACAGGUUGUCACUGUGUCGCUCAGGAUGGCGUGCAGUGGUGUGUUCACAUUUCACUGCACCCUUGAUCUGGGCUUAAGUGAUUCUGUUGCCUCGGCCUCCUGAGUAGCUGAAACCACAGGCAUGCACUACCAUGCUCCACUAAUUUUUUUAAGUUUUGGAGAGACAGGGUCUCACCAUGUUGCCCAGGCUGGUCUUAAACUCCUGGCUCAAGCGAUCCUUCCACCUUGGCCUCCAAACAUGCUGGGAUUACAGGUGUGAGUUACUGUGCCUGGCCUUUUUUUUUUUUUUUUUUUUAACUUUUAAUUUCUGAUCGAGUCACAGAAGGAUUUGUUGAGUAGCUUCAGCACUUCUUCCUUUGUCAUUUUUUUCUGUCUGAUAAGUCAUGCCAUGGACGUUACCCAUUUUUAUCCCAGAGGCCUCUUACGUUGACUUGAAAAGAUGGACUAUGUCUUUCAGAGAUCUUGUGGGUAUCACAUCAAUCUUGACAAAUUUUCUACCCUCCAAGUCAUGAUCCUGAGAACAGCUUGCCUCCCAUUUCUCCGGUUUGUGCUAUUAUGAAGGCCUUAUUGUUUCAGCCUUCUUCAAUCUUGAGGGUUGUUGUCACUGUAUGGGUGGUUCAGAAACAAGUAGGUCCUGUUACUAUGAAGGGGGUCACAGCUUUUGUUGGCAUAGCUAAACUUUGUGGCUCAUGGAACAGUAUGAAUGUAGAAUGUAGCUUUCUCCACUUGUGGACUGCUUUGCAUAGCUGCCAGAGGCCUCCAAAGAAGAACUUCAGGGCUUUGUGGUCUUUAUCUGUAGCAUGGAUACUAAAAUUUGUGGGUUCAUAAGUCAGCUGGAUACAGGGCAUUUUUUUGUGACAAUUUCUGGCGUUUUUUGAACAAGACAAAAUUCUUUUACGAGGUAUAUUGCAUUGUACUUGGUACGGCUGAGGGAAGUCUGUUGCCCAGCUCUUGCAAUGCAGACACAUGCCCUGAUAUCCAGAAUUCUGUAGGAUAACAUCACAGAUUGUAAUGCUAUCAGGUGAAAUUAUAAUUUUAUAGAAUUACUUUAUUUAUAGGCAGUGGAGGAGACAGAAUAAUGUAACUGCAACUCAUGUCUUUUUUUUUUUUUUUUUUUGAGGCAGAGCCUCGCCCUGUUGCCCAGGCUGGAGUGCAGUGGCAUAAUCUUGGCUCACGGCAACCUCUGCCUCCCAGGUUCAAACGAUUCUCCUGCCUCAGCUUCCUGAGUAGCUGGGACUACAGGCACAUGCCACCACACCCAGCUAAUUUUUGUAUUUUUAGUAGAGAUGGGGUUUCACCAUGUUGGCCAGGCUGGUCUCGAACUCCUGACCUUGUGAUCUGCUGGCCUCAGCCUCCCAAAGUCCUGGGAUUACAGGUGUGAGCCACCACAUGCAGCGUAAUGCAUGUCUUUUAAAAGGGCAUCCACAGUGAUCCAGUCACUACGUAUAUGAUGAAUAUGCAGAUACAGGAAUUAUCAGGACUUCCAUAAUGAUGAAUGUUGUAUUGUUGAGGCCAUUGUCAGAGGAAAUAAUCUAAAGGUUUUGUGAAUUCCUGUACUCAUUCUGGGCUGUUCUUCUCAAGGUCAUUCCUGCAUUAGCAGGAGGAAGAUGAUAGGGAGAAGGGAGAUCUCAGUUCAGUGAUGUGGCCUUUGUGACCAGCCAGCCAGUUAAUGAGGUGGAAAUGGCCUUAGUGCCACAUCAAUAUUUGCUACCGUGGAGGCUAGUUUUCCCACUUAGGGCAUGAGAAGAAUUGGUGUAGUCAGUAUAGAGUUGCCAAACCUAUUUUCCAAAAAUAAUGGUAAAUCUAUAUUUUUCUUUUGAACUGCAUUUUUUUAUUAUUAUUAUUAUUUAUUUUGAGACGGAGUCUUGCUCUGUUGCCCAGACUGGAUGGAGUGCAGCGGCACGAUCUCUGCUCACUGCAAGCUCCGCCUCCUGGGUUCACACCAUUCUUCUGCCUCAGCCUCCCGAGUAGCUGGGACUACAGGUGCCCGCCACCAUGCCCAGCUAAUUUUUUGUAUCUUUACUAGAGACGGGGUUUCACCAUGUUAACUAGGAUGGUCUCGAUCUCCUGACCUUGUGAUCCGCCUGCCUUGGCCUCCCAAAGUGCUGGGAUUACAGGCAUGAGCCACCGUGCCCAACCUUUUUUUUUUUUUUUUUUUUUUUUU
Messenger RNA from Gorilla gorilla gorilla (western lowland gorilla), 6729 nucleotides. Its product is annotated as zinc finger protein 417. The record is from RefSeq and is a predicted model, not a curated record. Gene Ontology annotation, biological process: regulation of transcription by RNA polymerase II. Gene Ontology annotation, molecular function: DNA-binding transcription factor activity, RNA polymerase II-specific; RNA polymerase II cis-regulatory region sequence-specific DNA binding. The coding region runs from base 1616 to 4015 and encodes 799 amino acids. The transcript has 3 exons. NCBI's taxonomy places the organism in Eukaryota, Metazoa, Chordata, Mammalia, Primates, Hominidae.